ACUAACGACAACACAUAGCGUAGAAGUGUUUAGGUGGGAAACUGGACGUCAGGAGUUUGCUUAGUUAUCAAUAUAGCGUGAGUUGGAUUAAAUAAGACAUUUUGGAUAUUACAUUCUGCAUUGAAGUGUGUACAAGUAACGUCUAUCAGUCGUCUACACGGAAUAGACAGGUUAUUUUUAUUUAAAGUAUACACUUAUAUUUAUUCAAGAAGGAACAAAGAAGAGUAGAUCUGAUGAGGUGACAUAUCUAGUUUCAUUUGGAAUCAGUUUGAAGUAACAUGUCCUCUGAUUCAGAGGGUUAUGAUCAUCGUUUACCGCCACGUAGAGCUUCCCGUCGUCUUCCCACACCUCCUUCUUCACCCCGUAGUCAAGGUCUCUCAGAUUCAGCUCUCACUCGGGAUAGUGUGACUGCACUUACAACUACUCUUUACGACACAAACCGUAAUUUACGAGAAGUAGAUCGAAUGUUAGGUCAAUAUCGUGAUGCCUCAGACUCGCAGAGUUCUGCAAUUAAUCGGCUGAGAGAGAACCUAGCACGUUCCAGUGAUAAACUAAAGGAAGAGAGGUUGAAAAGAAGUUUACUAAGAGAUAGUAGACCCCUUAGAUCUAGCGAUCUGGACGAAGACAUUCCUAGUAGACGAUAUAGGCCUACAUCCCCAUUAAGGGAUUAUGGGGAGAGUGGAGAAUAUUCUCGGAGAAGACGAAGAAGAAAAGCAUCAGUGAGAUUUGAAGGUGAACCAGAAGAACAGCUCCACGAUAUUCACCAAAGCGUGCGUGAUAUUAGCAGUGAUCAGGUUCGAUUAGCCGAAGAUCUUGAGAGGGAGGUAGAAAGGCGGACAAAUUUGGAUUACGAGCACAGGCGUGCAAUAUCCCAGUUAUCAGACAGUAUGAGACAAGUCGGUAGUAGAGCUGCUGAUGAAUCGGUUUCUAAUAGAGUUGAGAGAAGACUGAAAGAGAUAGAAGAUGAGAUUCGAUUACAGAGAACAUUAAAACAACCACCAAUGGACUCAAUUGGUAUGGUACCAGCUGAUCUCCGACAGGCUAUGCGUUCACAGUCCAUAGAAGAAGACAGACAAUUGAGAGAGAGAAUGAUUAAAUCUGAAAUUGAAAAGCAGCAUUUACUUUCUGAUUAUGAAACUACUAAAAGAAAACUUGACCAGUCUGAAGGCAGCAGGAAUGCCCUCAAGCAAAAGAUUGAAGAAUUAGAAGACCAACUGUCAAGGUCAGGUCACGACCGAUCUGAGUUAAAAGAUAAAUUGUCUGAAUAUGCCAGUGUAUUGGAAGAGGAAGGCUUGCCAUUUAGUAGGCAAGCAAGAAGAGAACGCAAGUUUCAUGAUGAAAGACAAAAACAAGAAGAACAAAAACAACAGUUGGAAAGGGAGAUACAUAAUUUGAAAUCUCAGUUGACAAAAUCCAGUGGAAUCAGAGAACUAGAAGAAGUUAAACAAGACUUUGUGAAAAGUGAAAGACAGCGAGCACAAUUAUCUGACCAUAUGGAGGCAUUAAAUCAAGAACUAACAUCUAAAGAGAAAUAUCAAGCCAAACUCAUCAAUCAAUUGAAGGAUGUAACUGACAAAUACAAUGACACUGACCAACAAAAACAGUUAGCAAUGUCACAGUUAGAGGAGACUCAGAAAAGGUUACGAGAGACCAAUCGGGAAGCUGAUUUACUCGCAGAUAAACUGAGAGAUACACAGAGAUUUCUGGAAGAUGCUGAGAGAAAAAAAGAUGAAAUGAAAGUCAAGGCUCAGGAAACUGUCAGACAGUGGAAACAAAGAUGCAAAAAGCUAGAAAAAGAAGUAGACAGGCAUAAACACAGCUCUCAACAGUUGAUGAGUAGGAAUGAACAGCUUGCCAGAGAAAACGAAACUGGCAAAACACACUCCUUUACCAACAUACACAGAUUAGAAAGUCUUCAGAGAGAAUUAAAUGAAGCACUGGCAAUCAGAGCCCAACAAGAUGAGCAGUUAAGAAUAAAAGAUAUUGAAUUAAAUGAAACGAAGUCUUUUAAAAUGGAUCUUGACAAAGAACUCAGGGAUACCCGUGCUUUCAUGGACAAGUUGGAUAAUGAAUUACAGACUCAGAUAGCGAGACAAGCUGCGCUGAAAGAAGAGAAAAUGCGAGUGGAGGAAGAAUUGAUAACUGUCAAAAGUUCUUUCCAACAAGCUCAAGAUCAACUACAAAAUCACCGGGAUGAAGUGAGAGAAUUGAGUUCUGAGAAGACUGAGUUAUCAACACGACUGGCUGAAGAAUCAUCACGACGACAGGAUGUGCAGUGUAGACUGGAAGAAUCCCGUCAACAAGAGAGUGCCGCCAGAGAAGAAAUCGCUAAACUCAUCAAUGACAUGAAGCGGGAACAAGAGUCUCACAGCCAUUCUGUAUCAGAUUUAAGGCGAGAGGUACAAGAAAUGAAAGCGCGAGAAGAUCAAACUAUUCAAGAGAUUGCUCGUAACAUGAAACGAGAGAAGGCUGAAAUGGAGGCAGAAAUCCACACAAUGAAGCUGAGCAAAGCAGAUGAUAAAUCCACCAUUAAACAACUAAGAAGGCAGGCUGAAAAGAUGAAAUUGGAACUAGAGAAAGUUUGUGAAGAUCUGGCACAUUCACAGGAUGAAUUCAUGAGAGUUAAAAAGAAAUAUGAACGACUAAAACUAGGAUUAGAGGAAAAAACACAGCAUGCCGAAGAAGGUGAUAAUAGAGUUGCUGAGCUAGAAAGAGAUUUACAACAGACCCACAAUGAGUUAGAACAACUUCAGAUUGAGUAUGAAAACAUGCUGCAUAGUGUUGGCUCAGAAAUAGAUCUCCUAGCAUGGAUGUCAUCCAAAGAAAAAUUCCAAAUCCUGUCACCUCCUACCAAGGGCAUCUAUACAGACACACAAAAAUGGCUUGCUGAUAAAAAGAUGAAACUACAAUGGAUGCAAGAGGAGGCUAGACAAAGACAAGAAAGUGAGAAGUCUUUGAAACAUGAAUUAAAUCGUAGUAGGACUGACGUUCAUGAGGCAGUGUCAGCCGGAAUGAAAGACAGACAUUAUUACGAAUCAGAAUUACAAAGACAAGGAGAAAUAUUAGAUGAGGUUGCUAUGCAGAAACAAGUUCUGGAAGUCAAUAAUAAAGAAAAAAGCGAGAAAGUGUAUGCACUGGAAGACCAAAUUGCAGAACUCACAAGACAAAUUGAAACUAGAGCAAAGGCAUUGGAGAGAAGUCUGGAUUCAAUUCCGGAGAGUGAUACAAGUGUGUUACCUGAAAUACAUAAAGAUUUCAAACAGUUGAAGGAACUACAGUUGGAAAGAGAGAAGAUUAAUGAAAGAUACAACAAGUACAAACAGACUAUCGGUGUUCUUCAACAACACUUGCAAGAUGCUAAGAAAUCUGCUGAGGAACAGAAGCAAAGAAGACUUGAUGCCUCUUUGAAAGCUACUAGACUCAAAAGUCUGAGCCCUUCACCGAGUCCAACUUACAAGAGACGUGUACAUAUCAGUAAUACACCACCUACUGUAAUGCGAUCUACCCCUAAUUUACACAUGCCUUCCCAUAGUUCACCAACGUCACCUCGAUCUAGAUACCAGUCUCAACAGUUGUCUCCACCAAAGUUAGACAUGUCACCGAUGGGAUGGUCUUUCAGCAAAACUAGAACUACUAUCCAUGGUGACAACAUAUCAAGAGAUCCAUUGUCACUCUCUGAUUCUGAAUUCAGAGAAAGAUUUCUGCCACCAAUGCCAAGUUUUUCUAUGGAGCCAGAGAGAGAAAUAAUGGCAUAAAUGAAAGGAUCAGAGAAGAAUGAUUGUGUCCAAAGUAUUUAUUUUGUUUUGACUUGGUCAGCUUGUGAUGUAUGUUAUUACCUACACUGUUACAAUGGAAUUACAACUGAGCAUGUAAUAGUGUGUCCGAUUCUGAAAACACAUACAAUAAAUACUGUCUAUGUGUUUUCUUGUUCACUGCUAUAUCUCAUCUUAGGUGGCAGUGAAUUAUAUUGACAUGCACUUCUUAGGAAUUGCUGUGCAAGGUGUCAGUCAUACUUGAUGCACAUAUAAAAAGCUACGCAGCUUUCUCCCUGUGUGUGCAUUACAAGCAUUCCUACUAGUCCUACUAUGACAGUACUGUCUUAUUCAUGUCUGUCUUAUGACAGUUUACUUCUUAUUCAUUAGCAAAGAAAUCCAGCUUAAAACUGUGUAAAUACUUUAUUGGUUAUACUUGUACUUAGUAGCAUGGGUUUGAAAUUCUGCACUGGUGAGACUGGUAAAUAUCAUUUUCAGGGGGCUGGAACAUAAUGUCUGUGCAAACUACUGGUACAUAUUUCUGCAAUUGUAUCUGAAAUAUUAAAUUACUUAAAUGUACUUUAUUCAUAUUACUGUCAGUAAAUAUUUUUCUGAAAUUUCUGCGAUUCCUGCAUCAGAUGCUACUUAAAUUUACUUUUCAGUUCAGAUUUUGUGGUUAUAUAAUUUGACUGCAUGUUAUAGUAGCAUGCGCUGGUAAAGCAAUUGAUUGUACCCCCCUCUCCUUCUGUCCCGCCCCCCAAUGAGAUUUGUAAUUUUUUUAGAUUACUUUGAU
Molecule: messenger RNA, 4545 nt
Organism: Saccoglossus kowalevskii
Lineage: Eukaryota; Metazoa; Hemichordata; Enteropneusta; Harrimaniidae
Product: centrosomal protein 128-like
Cellular component (GO): centriole; spindle pole
Source: RefSeq, a predicted model, not a curated record